Molecule: messenger RNA, 2017 nt
Organism: Contarinia nasturtii (swede midge)
Lineage: Eukaryota; Metazoa; Arthropoda; Insecta; Diptera; Cecidomyiidae
Product: poly(A) RNA polymerase, mitochondrial-like
Exons: 4
Coding region: 371-1975 (534 amino acids)
Biological process (GO): mitochondrial mRNA polyadenylation
Molecular function (GO): poly(A) RNA polymerase activity
Source: RefSeq, a predicted model, not a curated record
AACUCUUCUAUGGAAUUACUUAGUACCAAAGAGUGGCGCCACUGUACAUUUCAUAGAAGGGUUCGAUAAUAUAUUGACGUUUGACAGUAGACUCACUUCAUUUGAAGAAAAAUCACCAACUCCUUUUUAAAGUAUAUGAAACAAAUAAUAACAUAUCCGUUGGGAAAAAUAUCAGUUUAAAUUGAUACAUAAAACAUUAAAAAAAAUUAAAAUUCUUUAAACACUUUUUGAACAUGUAAACGAGAAUUUUGUCAAGCGAAACAGUUGUAUGAUUGUUCCGAACGUGCUUUUUUGACAGCAAUCCAUUCAUCAAAUUGUGAAAUACAAGUGAUCAACAUUUGAAUCGGUGGAUUGAAUUGAAUUGAUUAAAAUGUUAAAGUUGCGUAGUUGUUUAAAAUCUAGCCAAUAUAUAAAUGGUAUUUUUCAAAGAUGGCACAGCACAGUUCUUCCGAGCCAAAAGCUGAAUGAAUCAUGCCUCAAUAAAGAGAAUCUCGAAGAUUUAAUGGCGAGACGACAAUCGGAGGCACUUCGUUCGAUAGUGGUGGAAGUGAAUAAAAAAGAUGUUUGCGGUCAAGUUUACAAUCAUUGUAAGCAGUUUGGAGAAAUAAAAAAUGCAUUUGUCCAUACAUUGAACGAUGCGCGAACUUUGAUGUUACUCGAAUACGAAGAUGCGGAUGCAGUUAAUGAAACUUUUAAAUUCAGUGGUUUUAAAGCGAAUACUGUACAGUGGCCAAAUCGAUUCUUAGCCCUUCGAAAUUCAAAACUGAAUCCAUUAUUAUCGGCCGAUGCACCACUACAAAUCACAAAUAAGGAUGGACCGUCGAUCACACACAUUCUACGAAAUGCCACAACAUUUGACGAACAAGUGCGCCUAUUGUAUCAGCACACUCAACUCACCGAUUUUUCGGUGCGAUUGAAGUUUCUCACAGCAUUGCAAGCGCAAAUUGUGACAAAUGAAUAUCUGGAUGACAUUUUUCCAAAUGCAAAAGUUUAUCCGUUUGGUUCGUCGGUGAAUGGGUUUGGGAAGAUGGGCUGCGAUCUGGAUAUGGUUCUUCAUUUUAAAAAAAAUAUUGACAGCAUAGAUGAAAACAGUGACAUGCCAUUGGCAUUUCAAGGGAACCAAUGUGAAAGUGCAGAAGAGAUAAGAAAAUUGGCGGGAUGCCAAGUAAGGUGCCUUGCUUCAAUGAUUGAUUAUCUAGUACCCGGAACCGAUGUAGUCACCCCAAUUGGUAAUGCUCGCGUACCAAUUGUACGUUACAACGAUACAAACAUUGACAACAGCGUUGAUUUGUCGGUUAAUAAUAUGGAUAGCUUCCACAUAACGGAAUUCAUGUUCGCAAUGGGACUAAUGGAUCAACGUAUUCGGCCACUUGUUUACAUGGUUCGUCAGUGGUAUAAAAAUUUUGAAAUGGAUCGUUACAUCGGCCGAGAAAAUUUUACGAACUUUCAAUUGUCAUACAUGUGCUUAAGUUUUCUGCAGCAAUUAAAAGAGCCACUGAUUCCAACAUAUGAUGAAAUGAUGAAUCAAAUUACUGCACAUGAAUCGGACAAUGUUGUUGCGAACAUUUUAAAGAAACCGUUUAUCUUCAACUUUGAUCAUUUUCAUUUUGAGACAAAGAACACAAGCACUGUUUUAGAGCUUUUCAUUCAAUUUCUGGUAUUUGUUGAGACAUUUGACUUUAGCAAACACAUGGUUACAUUGAGAACAACGGCAAAAAUAAUGAAGCCGGAACCUGAACCAGCGUCAGAACAACAAGAAAAUCAACCUCAAACACCAAAAAAAAUUAUGCCUCUGACAUGCUAUAUGGAUAAUAUAUUUAAUUCGGAAAAUGCGUGGGGUGGCAAUAUCAGUGAUCCAGAAGUGUCAACGAUAAAGAUAAUGUCAAAGAAAACUUUAACAAUAUUAGAAGAAUGUACGGCUAAAUCCUCUGGCAAGGAUUGGGGAAUACUUCAGAUUAUUAAAACAUUAAAAUAAAUAUGUAACAAACAAUUAGUAAUAUAUUACUAUAGAAUAUAA